This is a messenger RNA of Emiliania huxleyi CCMP1516, 468 nucleotides long. RefSeq lists its product as hypothetical. Lineage: Eukaryota; Haptophyta; Isochrysidales; Noelaerhabdaceae. The record is from RefSeq and is a predicted model, not a curated record. Bases 1 to 468 code for a protein of 155 amino acids. The transcript has 2 exons.
AUGAGCCUUCCGCGAUUCGAACCCACAGCCAAAAGCUGCUCGCUCGAACCGCGGCCGACUCUACCAUCGCGGCCGCAGCUGCUGAGCUCUCCAGAAGACUGGUGCCUCAUAUGCUGCCUCCCUGCGGAUGCUGCCGGCGAGCCUGGCGGUCCGCUGUACUACAAGGAAGUGCUGACUCGACUUCUUCCCGAAUUCUUCUACCCCCACGACUCGGAACGCGAAUUGAGAUCACCCGAGUCAGAGCAGCUGAGCCUGCCUCUGGCCUCGCCUCCCUCUCCUUCAGGCAUUCGUGGCAUCCUAUGGGUCGUCCAGAGUAUCGACCUCUGGCGAGUCAGCCAGCCCCGCUUUGAGGGCGCCAUGAAGUACAGCGAUCGCCACCUCGCUGGCCUCUCCGCAGGCCCCCCCGACCGCGUCGAACUCAUCGGCGCGGGCUCUCUCGGCUACGGGACCGGCCCCAGCUUCGGCUGA